Messenger RNA from Glycine soja, 1567 nucleotides. RefSeq names its product metal tolerance protein 4-like. NCBI's taxonomy places the organism in Eukaryota, Viridiplantae, Streptophyta, Magnoliopsida, Fabales, Fabaceae. The transcript has 7 exons. Gene Ontology annotation, molecular function: manganese ion transmembrane transporter activity. Gene Ontology annotation, biological process: monoatomic cation transport; transmembrane transport. Bases 597 to 1469 code for a protein of 290 amino acids. The record is from RefSeq and is a predicted model, not a curated record. Gene Ontology annotation, cellular component: membrane.
GGUCAAAUGGCAAGAUUCUCCACUUUGAAUAAAUUUCUGAGCAAGAGUUUGUAUGAACAGCACCACGAAGCAAGAUGGCUGGUUCUAUAAGGGCUGUGUGAUACUCUUAAAGUUACUUUUCAAACCAAAAAUAUCUAAAGGCUGUACAUCAAGUGUUCAAUUUAACAGCAGAAACCUUGUUUAAUAUUAUAGUUAUUAUGAGUUCUUGUAAAUAUAUAUAUGUUAUUGGACAUUGGUGUAUGGUUGACCACUUGCACUAGUGCUAGCUGUGAUUGAAUGGAUGAGAAUUGGGGUUCAAGGGCACUACUGGGGAACCAGAACCAUGAUGGGAACUCUUUUAACUCUGAUAAGGUCCGUUCUGGCCUCCACUCUGAGUCUCCCUUUCAGUUUGACCAUCAAGUCUCCUCUACCAGCCACUUAAUUAAGUCAAGGUCUCUCUCUGAUUUCUCUCUUGAAAGUUAAAGUCGUAAGGAGAGAAAGAAUAUUAUGAAAGACAGUUUGCUACUCUGAAAUCAUUUGAAGAAGUUGACUCCAUAGCAACAUCGGACUGCGCCGACGUAGAAGACAUUGGAAAACAAGCUGAACAUGAACUGGCAAUGAAGAUUUCUAAUUAUGCAAAUGCAGCAUUAUUGGCAUUGAAGAUUUAUGUGACUAUAAGGAGUGGAUCAAUAGCUGUUGCAGCAUCAACGUUGGAUUCUCUGCUUGACUUUAUGGCUGGUGGCAUACUUUGGUUUACCCACCUUGCAAUGAAGGAAAUAAAUAUGUACAAAUACCCAAUUGGAAAGUUGAGGGUGCAGCCAGUGGGCAUAAUUAUCUUUGCAGCUGUCAUGGCGACACUUGGCUUUCAAGUAUUGGUCACGGCUGUGCAACAACUAAUAGAAAACAAUCCUCCUGAGAAGAUGUCUGUUGAUCAGCUAGUAUGGUUGUACUCCAUUAUGAUAUUUGCAACGGUGGUGAAGCUUGCACUCUGGCUUUAUUGUAGAAGCUCAGGAAACAAAAUUGUCCGUGCCUAUGCAGAUGAUCACCACUUUGAUGUUGUAACAAAUGUGAUUGGAUUAGUUGCAGCUGUUCUUGGUGAUAAAUUUUACUGGUGGAUUGACCCAGUUGGUUCUAUUUUACUUUCAAUUUACACUAUUACAAAUUGGUCUGGCACUGUGAUGGAAAAUGCAGUUUCACUUGUGGGACAAUGUGCACCUCCUGAAGUUCUGCAGAAGCUGACAUAUCUUGUCCGCGCCUACACAUUUGGCGUUCUAUAUUUUGUGAAGGUUGACAUUGAACUACCAGAGGAUUUACCCUUAAAAGAAGCACAUGCCAUUGGAGAGAGCCUUCAGAUAAAGCUAGAGAAACUUCCAGAAGUUGCGAGGGCAUUUGUUCAUCUAGACUUCGAAUGUGAUCACAAACCAGAGCACUCAGUUCUUACCAAACUGCCAGAUCACAAAUCAGAUCACAAACCAGAGCAAUUAUUAUAGUGGCUGCUUUUUAACUUCAUUCAAUUAAAUGUUAAAAUUUAUUUUUUUAUUAAAUUUAAAUUUAAAUAGUGGCAUAUAGAAUGCAACUAAUUAGGAAA